UCUGUCUCAUGGUAGUCUCGUACAAGUAAGAAAUUUGAGCCUUUGAUCGAAUGACAACGUGUUUGUUGUGAAAAUUUAGAUACAAAGGAUUAUGUCAAUGCUUACACAAAGACUCUGUCGAUUUCUGUGUAGAUCAAAAGUUAACAUACAGUACCCAUUAAGAUAUGCAAGUAAUAGCUCUGUAGCAUUUAAGAAGUUACUGGAUGAUCAACUGGAUGGUAUCAAAGAAGCAGGAACAUGGAAGACAGAGAGAAUCAUCACCACAAAACAGGCACCUGMAGUUGGUAUAGAAGGCACACAUGAUGAAAUUUUAAAUUUCUGUGCAAACAAUUACUUGGGCUUAUCAUCUCAUCCAGAUGUCAUUCAGGCAGGAAAAGAUGCUUUAGACACACACGGUAAUGGUCUUAGCUCUGUUAGGUUUAUUUGUGGAACACAGGAUAUUCACAAGCAGCUAGAGAGUAAGAUUGCCCAAUUUCAUGGAAUGGAGGAUGCCAUUCUUUACGCAUGCUGUUUUGAUGCYAAUACUGGUUUGUUUGAAACCAUAUUGACACCUGAAGAUGCCGUUUUCAGUGACGCAACCAAUCAUGCAUCUAUUAUUGAUGGCAUCAGACUCUGCAAAGCAAAAAARUUUMGAUACGAACAUGUCGACAUGAAGGAUCUAGAAGCAAAGCUGCAAGAGGCAGAGGGAUCAAGACUAAAGCUGAUUGUGACUGAUGGAGUAUUUAGUAUGGAUGGCACAGUUGCACCACUAGAUGAGAUUUGUGACUUGGCUGAUAAAUAUGGUGCUUUGACAUUUAUUGAUGAAUGCCAUGCAACUGGAUUUUUUGGAAAAACUGGCAGAGGAUCUGAUGAAUACAUGGGUGUGAAAGGUCGUAUUGACAUCAUCAACUCUACUCUUGGAAAAGCCCUUGGGGGUGCUGCAGGGGGAUAUACAACAGGGCCAAAGGAGUUGAUUCAGCUUCUUCGGCAAAAGUCUCGCCCCUACUUAUACUCGAAUACACUCCCUCCCUCUGUYGUCGGAAGUGCAAGCAAGGUAUUUGACCUGUUGAUGGCUGGAACACCUCUACUAAACACUAUCAUGGAUAACACUAAACUGUUCAGAACUA
Molecule: messenger RNA, 1106 nt
Organism: Exaiptasia diaphana
Lineage: Eukaryota; Metazoa; Cnidaria; Anthozoa; Actiniaria; Aiptasiidae
Product: 2-amino-3-ketobutyrate coenzyme A ligase, mitochondrial
Biological process (GO): biosynthetic process; L-threonine catabolic process
Molecular function (GO): pyridoxal phosphate binding; glycine C-acetyltransferase activity
Source: RefSeq, a predicted model, not a curated record